Messenger RNA from Coregonus clupeaformis (lake whitefish), 7362 nucleotides. Its product is annotated as sodium/hydrogen exchanger 1-like. The transcript has 12 exons. Gene Ontology annotation, biological process: sodium ion transport; regulation of pH; proton transmembrane transport. Lineage: Eukaryota; Metazoa; Chordata; Actinopteri; Salmoniformes; Salmonidae. Bases 800 to 3214 code for a protein of 804 amino acids. Gene Ontology annotation, cellular component: membrane. Gene Ontology annotation, molecular function: sodium:proton antiporter activity. The record is from RefSeq and is a predicted model, not a curated record.
GGUCUGCGUUUUGAAGGUUGUAUUUAUCUCGCUAACAUCACACUACAGGAGUACAUUUGCGGAGUGAUAACAUUAGAAGUCACUGUUGGAGAGAUGUUGGAGCUAAAAAAGGAUUGAUGGAGCCACAAACACAUCCUCAUACUGACUGAGUUCAAAGAAGGUCUUGUCCUGUCGGGACAGGGUACGCCGCAUACACGGAUGCAAAUACAUGGAAUGGAGUUGAAAUAUCUCGGAUCCCCCACAAAUGCAACGUGACAGUUCUAAACGUUUCAUUCAAGGUCAAUAUUGGACUUCGAUCAGCUGUAACCGCUGUCAUUAUCGAGGAUAUUUCUCUUCUUGUGGAACAGGAAUUGUAUGAGCAGCAUCUUUUUACCCGUCGGCCGUGAGCAAUGACAUCUUUCGCGGAAGAGAUUAACCUACGCUGUCAGUAUCUGAAACAAGAUAUCGGACCAAGUUGUCAAUUCAAAUAUGUGGGAUUUAUUUAGGAGAGGACAUGUAACUAGCUAACUAACAUAGCACUGUAGCCGUGUCUUGAGCUCUCGAUGUCCGGUAGGAUAGCUAGCUCGUGCACCUUCGACGUUUCCUACUUUCAAUAAUGUUGUUAGCCAGCUUGCUACCUGGAACUGCGGCACCCAUCUCAAAUAGCUAACUAAAGUUGGCUAGCUAGCCAGCCAAUUGUCAAAAAUUGAUAUUUUGUAUGUCCUUUGGAAAACCAGUUGCUAGUGAGGAAAGUGUGUUUGUUACACGCAAACUUUACACGAUCUCAAGCUCACUUUAAGUUAUAAAAACGAAUUUCAACAUGUCUGUUCGGGUAGCUUUACAGUCACCCACUGGCUCCAGAAGUUUUCUGGAGCGGGGACUCCUACUUCUGGUGAUAUUGAUAUUUCUGGAGGGCACCGUACUGACGCUUGGAGCUGCCAGUUCACCGGACAUCAGCGCUCGGGAUAACGCUGGAGGACUCCAUGACCACCAAGGGAUAGAAGGCAGCUACGACCGUACUAACUACACCUACACAAAAAAGGCCUUCCCUGUCCUGUCUCUAGAUUACCAUCACAUACAGGUGCCUUUCGAGAUCUCGUUAUGGGUGCUGCUGGCCUCUUUAAUGAAAUUAGGGUUCCACCUGAUUCCGCGGCUGUCCAGCAUCGUGCCCGAGUCCUGUCUGCUCAUUGUGGUGGGCCUCCUGGUCGGGGGCCUCAUCAAGCUGGCGGGCGAGGAGGUACCCCCAGUGCUGGACUCCAAACUCUUCUUCCUGUGCCUCCUCCCCCCGAUCAUCCUGGAUGCGGGCUACUUCCUGCCAAUCCGGCCCUUCAUGGAGAACAUCGGCACCAUCCUGAUGUUCGCCGUGGUUGGCACCCUGUGGAACGCCUUCUUCGUAGGGGGUCUCCUCUACGCCGUGUGCCAGAUCGAGGGCACCAACCUGAGCCAGGUGGAGCUGCUGCCCUGCCUGCUGUUCGGGAGCAUCAUCUCGGCCGUGGACCCGGUGGCCGUGCUGGCUGUGUUUGAGGAGAUCCACAUCAACGAGCUGCUGCACAUUCUGGUGUUCGGAGAGUCGCUGCUCAAUGAUGCCGUCACUGUGGUCUUAUACCAUCUGUUUGAGGAGUACUCUGGCGCAGGUGAGGUAACGCCAAUGGACGUGGUCCUUGGGGUCAUCUGCUUCCUGAUUGUAUCGCUGGGCGGCAUCGCCGUUGGCGCCAUCUACGGUAUCCUGGCGGCCUUCACCUCCCGGUUCACCUCGCACACCCGCGUCAUCGAGCCCCUCUUCGUGUUCGUCUACAGCUACAUGGCCUACCUGUCGGCUGAGAUGUUCCACCUGUCUGGAAUUAUGGCGCUGAUUGCGUGCGGCGCGGUGAUGCGGCCCUACGUGGAGGCCAACGUAUCCCAUAAGUCCCACACCACCAUCAAGUACUUCCUGAAGAUGUGGAGCAGCGUGAGUGAGACGCUCAUCUUCAUCUUCCUGGGCGUGGCCACGGUGGCCGGGCCGCAUGCCUGGAACUGGACCUUCGUCUCCGUCACCGUCAUCCUCUGUCUGGUGUCACGUGUCAUCGGCGUGGUGGGCCUUACCUUUAUCAUCAACAAGUUCCGCAUCGUCAAGCUGACCACCAAGGACCAGUUCAUUGUGGCCUACGGUGGCCUACGAGGGGCGAUCGCCUUCUCCCUGGGCUACCUGUUAGACGAGGACCACUUCCCCAUGAGGACCAUGUUCCUCACCGCCAUCAUCACCGAAAUCUUCUUCACAGUGUUUGUACAGGGCAUGACUAUCAAACCCCUGGUGGACCUGUUAGCCGUGAAGAAGAAGCAGGAGGCCAAGCGCUCCAUCAAUGAGGAGAUCCACACCCAGUUCCUGGACCAUCUGCUGACUGGCAUCGAGGACAUCUGUGGACACUACGGCCAUCACCACUGGAAAGACAAGCUGAACCGCUUCAACAAGAAGUACAUAAAGAAGUGCCUGAUAGCGGGCGAGCGCUACAAGGAGCCGCAGCUCAUCGCCUUCUACCACAAGAUGGAGUUCAAGCAGGCCAUCGAGCUGGUGGAGAGCGGCGGGGGCGUCAAGCUGCCCUCCGCCAUGCCCUCGCAGGUCUCCAUGCAGAACAUCCAGCCCAAGAAGCUGCCUCCUCCUGUAGCAGAGCGGGCCCUGCCUCAGUUCACCAAGGGCCGUGAGGAGGAGAUCAGGAAGAUCCUCAGGAGUAACCUGCAGAAGACCCGCCAGAGGCUGCGCUCAUACAACAGACACACUCUGGUGGCUGAUCCUUUCGAGGAUGGAUGGAACGACUUCAUCCUGAAGAAGCAGAGGAUGAUCGAGCUAGAGAAGAAGAUGACAGAGAUGAGUAACUAUCUCACGGUCCCUGCCGCCCCUCCUGACUCCCCCACCAUGUGCAGAGCCAGACUGGCCUCAGACCCCAACGCCUUCUACAACAUCAAGGCGUCUUCAGACGGCAUCCCCACCAUCCAGGUGGAUCUAGCCUCCCCCAAGUCCCCGGACUCUGUCAACAUGCUGGACGAGUUCUCCAAGCGGGGUGCCACGGGCCAGGGCCUGGGUCAGAGGGAGGGGGCCGACCGGGAUGAGGACCAGGGCCUGAUGAUGAAGCCGUCCUCGGCGGGGAAAGGGGAGAAGGGAGAGGAAGAGGGGGGCAACAAGAACCCAGGGCUGAUGAGGUGUCUGAGUGACCCGGGCCCUAGUAAUGAGGAUGAGGAGGAUGAACCAUUUCUUCCCUAAAAAACAACAACUAGCUCCUCCCAUUGUGAGUAAUAGGGAGGGGCCUGGUUGCAGCAGCUCCUCCCCCUGAGCGGGGCACUACUGGGGAAAGGUCCACCUCCUCUCACUCCACCACCACCUCAUUUGAGUUCGCUAUCCCAUUGGUUGAGGAACCGAUAAAGCCAAAACUGUUAAGAAAGGACUUAGGACAACUUGUUUUAUGAACCAAAAGAGAAAAUGAGACUAAAUAGCCAUCUUUUCUUCAAUAGUCGUCAUUGCUCUUUUUUUCUUUUUUUAAGUGAUAGGAAGGCAGUCGCCUUCUUGGGUGAUCUUGGGUUUUGGGGGAAUUAGCCUGAGAGACGAGGGAACAUAAUUAUGCGUUACCAAAGGGUUGGACUGUUUUAGUCACAGACAAUGUUCCACAUUUGUUUUCAUAACGUUUACAAUCGUUCUUCUACUUUCAAGAAAAGUUAGCCUUAUUUUUGAGUCAGACACUUAGAGUAAACCUCUUUUCACUAGGUGCAUUUUAUCACACAAUUAACCUCUUAACUGCUUGAUUUUAAUUUCAGGGUUAAUAUGAGAUUGUUGUUUAUGUGGUUGUCUUUUGUCAUCGUUUGUCAUUCUAGUUGGUGUACUCGGUGCUGUACAAUCGAUGUACUUCACGCUGGAUGUAAUGUUUUCACUGUGCUAAACUCGAUGAACCGCUUUCUUUACCACCUCGCCCUAAGGCUAAGGAAUGUGUCAAGCGCAGACUUGAAAAUGUUGAGACGCAAACCUGGCAUCACCGCUUCAAGCAUCGUCUCUCUAUUUUAAUCAAACAUACAAAAUUGGCAGCAUCGCUGAGAUGUUUAUACUGUACAGUAUAUGCUCAUCAUUUACAUAUGGGGAGGUUUGUGAUGCAACCAACACAAAGAGAUUUGUUGAUCUUGAACGGACUAAACUCCCCUAUAUAAGCCAAACCCUAAAAUGUCAUAAAAUACUGUUAUCCUCCUGAGACCCAGCAAAAAAAGGUUUUAGAAUGUUAUUUUUUUUUGUACUUCACUUAAGUGUUUUGGAUUAAAAUAAUUUACAAAGACACAUUUGAAGAAAAAAAAAAAAAAGUUUAUUGUAUGUGCACUGUAGUGGACACAAGGAAACGGUUGAUAGUGAAUAUGGAAAAUUAACAUUACACCAAAUGGGUACAGUAGGUAAAAAAACAUAGUAGGCGCAUCCUGAUGUCCACUACAGAGGACAUUUAUAAACAAGCUCUUAUUUAAUGUGAAAAAAUGAUUACACUACUCUGAAAACUCAAACAGUUUCUAAGAUAUUUACUUACUAGAAGCAAUUUGAAUAUCAAACUCACAAAAAUUAUAAUUACACAAUUACACACACUUACCAUUUCCACAUGUGCUAAUUGUGUUGGCAGCCAUUUUGAAAAUCCAGGAAGAGAAAGUUAUCCAGGUCACACCACCACACAUGUGAUAUCAUUGAAAAGCCCAGAAUGUCCUCUCAGGUACAACAGGACUUAACACAGUGGCAUGUAUGGCCUCAAAGAGAGUUGACAAAAAAAUGAAUUGCUGGGUCUCAGGAGGAUAUGUUUGUUACAAGUUCCCUUUAAGAAAACGCUCUAGUAUGGGCCAUUUCAGAACCAUUUUGUGGUGUUUUUUCCCCCCAUAUUCUCUUGUCGGUAGUCGCAUCUUACAAUUCAUCUUAUGGGCCUGAUCUAUUGUUCUUUACUCUCUUGCACCUUAUUCACAUCAAGUGUUUUGACAUUUUUAAAAGACCUUGUCGCCAGUUUAACAUUCCCCAUUGGUUUUUAGCACUCCCCUUUUGAAAAUCUAGUGUUCCAUAGGCAUUUGGGGUUUUAGGCAUCACUGUAUAGGAUAUGAGGUGUGGGGCUCUUUAUCGUCUAACCACCUCAAUGGCCAAGAAUAUAUAAUUAAUUUAACCUUUAUUUAUCCAGGUGAGUCAAUUAAAAAACAAAUUCUUACACGCUGACCACCGGCCGUAUGAUAUUGUCCAUCCACACCAGACACGAUCAUGACAAGCAGGUUCAAAUAUCAAAACCAACUAUAUUUAUUUGGGGGCAGGUUGAAACACACAUGAAACAUUCAUGGACAUUUAGCUAGCUAGUUUGUCCUAGGAGAUGAACAUUGGGUCGUUAUUUUACCUGACAUGCAUAUGGUCCUCUUAUUACCUGGUUCUUUGUAGAAUUUUGACCCGAAGUCAUACAAAUCGUGUGUUUCCCUACGCCAACGAUUAAUCCACAGAUAAAAAGGGAAAAUUAGUUCGUUUUUAGUUCGUUAUCUGUAAUUAAUCUCGCCUCGUUUUAUCUUUCAAACAUCCGCUUGGGUUGUAUCUUCCUGAUAUCCAAUAAGGAGGGGACUUGCAAUGCGACUAAUAGAACCAAGUUCUAUUUUAGCGCUUGGCAACGCAGACGCUUGGUCACACGGGCAAGCACCACAUGGCCGGUGAGGUUUGCAUGUUAUUUAUAAUGAUGACCUGGAGAUACAGGCAUGACGACAUGGGCAAAUCUAGUAAUUCAAUGCAGUACAUUGGUGUAAAAUGUGUAUAGCGAUUUAUUAAUUAUAACCAUUUAAUUGAACGAUGCCCUUUAAAGCAAAAGCCAUGCUGUAAUGUUGUCAAUGCAAACGAAGAGGUCAUCGCUCCUCUGCUAACAUUGAGGUCCAUAACCAUCAUGGGCAGUAUGCUAGCUAGUUGUAAGCUAAUUCACGUCCGAAAGCAAGAGCCAACACCUAUUCUGCUAGCACAACAGCGUAAGCCUAGUCUAGGGUUUGUAUAAGACUAUGAAAACCUUGAUAUGUACAGUAUAUGGUUGUAUAGGUAUUAUGUAUACAGUACAUUGCUUUUCUUUUCUCCACAAAGCCUUAGGAUCAAUAGGAAUAAUUGAUUUAGGUUUUGAUUUGAUUUGAAAAGGCUGUUAGCUAUAUUGUCAAUGUGAUUACAGUUGCUCAUCGAUCUGAACAUCUCAACGGGACAUUCAACCACUUUUAGGUGCAAACUACAUUGCACCUAACAUUGAUUCAAUAGCAUAGCAACUCCUCAACCCACCUACUGUAUAACCAUCUUAGAUUUGUUGCAUGAAUGACAGCUUUAGCUGGAGUCUGUAACUGUCUCAACUAGAGAAGCCUAAGAUGUCCAAGACCGUGGCCUAGUUGUCACCUUGGUGUUAGAAUGACCUUUGUCCCUCUCUGACCUCUAUGUGCUAUCACUUUACGCCCAGAGAGAGCGAGAGAGAGGGUCUCAUUACAGCUUAGGAGAGGAGGGAGGAGAGAGAGGGGUCUCGUUACAAUUUAGGGGAGGAGAGAGGGUGAGGAAGAAGUGCGUAGUGUGUUUGUUUACUCUCAUCUCCUGUUUUCUCAGCACCCUGUCAGCACGUGGUUACUGAGGUUACAGUAGAGACGGGAACAUGAGAACGGGGUGACGAUGUAAUGGCGUGGUACUUAGAAACCAUGGCCACGCGGCACACACACAGUACUACACUGUGUGUGAGAGAAAUGUUCUCCUUUCCAGCAGGUCACCCCUUGUCAUGUCCCCAUUCCCUCACAUGGGCAUUGCAGUGGAGGGUAGUUGUAGGUUGAGUCCAGGAAGGUGAAAUAGAUAAAGCAUCUCACCUCCUUCACUAAACCAAAUUGAAUUAGGUGUUGAAAUGUCAGAGCUUGUUGUAAAGGACAGGCUGCUUCAGAUGUGAGAGUAGACGAGGACAAGGUCUUAUUGGUCAGAUAGGGGUUUAAAAUGAAGCUUUACGGAAAGAUUGACAUUUGAUACUUCCCUGGCUGAUUUUCUCUCCAUUGUAUUGUUAUAUAAAGGACACAGAAAUGUAUUAUAGUAUAAACAUGACAUUUACAAGGUUUCAGAAACAGGUUAUGUAAGGGCAGCCAUAGAAAGUCAACUUUAACUUGGAAACUAGCCCUGAAACUGUUUCUAAGCCCCUCUUUUUAUAUGAGCCUUGUACUGUAGCGCUAACGGAAGAGCAGUUUACUUCGAAGCUUUCCCAUCGCUCUUUUAUUUGGCCAGCACUUUAAGACCAUCAAUGAUUUGCUGCUGGAAAGGAGGAACAACUGUUAUCGUUAGUGUUCAGACGACCGAUCUUUGAAUGUAUACUGAACAAAAAUAUAAACGCGACAUGCAACAAUUUCAAAGAUUUUACUGAGUUACAGUUCAUAUGA